Chenopodium quinoa (quinoa) is the source of this 1200-nucleotide messenger RNA. RefSeq names its product F-box/kelch-repeat protein At3g23880-like. The coding region runs from base 1 to 1200 and encodes 399 amino acids. The transcript has a single exon. Gene Ontology annotation, molecular function: protein binding. NCBI's taxonomy places the organism in Eukaryota, Viridiplantae, Streptophyta, Magnoliopsida, Caryophyllales, Amaranthaceae. The record is from RefSeq and is a predicted model, not a curated record.
AUGGUGACAUCGGAGGGUAAUGCUUAUGAGAAGUGUUUGAUGAACAACAUUGUUUCGUCACCGAACCAAAUUCCCGCAACUCUUCCGGAUCAUCUAAUAGUGGAGGAAAUUCUACAAAGAUUACCAGUAAAAACUCUAGUUCGAUUCAAAUCUGUUUCCAAGUUUUGGUUUUGUAUAAUUUCUUCUCCUGAAUUUGCUAAAAAACACCUUAAUCGAACCUCCGAUAAUAAUGAAUUUAUCUUACUUAAUUCUCUUUAUUAUUCUCGAUCUUACAAGUUCUUGUCAUUGCCAUACGACGAGUCCAGCAAUCUGAAAAGCCCUAUCGAGAUGAAUUUUACUCUCGAUAUACCCUCUCGACAACAACUACAAACGGAAAAGGGUCGAGUGGUAGAUCUUGUGGGUUCUUGUAAUGGCCUCGUUUGCUUAUCUUGUCUCAGUUAUCCGACAAUAAUACUUUGUUAUCAAUUCUUAGUUAUUUGUAAUCCUGCAACACAUCAAUAUCAUGAAAUUAAUAAUCCUUCAUCAACAAUUUUUUAUUAUUGGUUUGGCUAUAUACCGUCUAUUGAUGACUAUAAGAUUUUCGCCGCUUCAACAACUAGUUUGGAAUUUUAUGUGUACUCUUUGAGCACUGGGGAAUGGAACGUGCUAAGUCAUACUGAUACAGUUUUUCGGUAUUUCAAGCCGGAAUUAGUGCCACUACAGACAGCGGUUGAUGAUAUUCUGUACUGGUCUAUCGUGGUGAGCCAUAGGAAGAUAAGGCACAUCAUUGGGGUUGAUAUAGUAAACUUAAAUUUCAAAGAAUUUCCAUGGAUGGAUUGGCUAGAUCGAUAUAGUAGGGCUUCUUUUUUCGAGAUGAAUGGGUGCCUGUCAUUACUUUGCUACUCAUUAUCGAGACAACCACAAGCUGAUGUAUGGACAUUGAAACAAGGCAAUGAAUGGAGUUCUUGGGAGAAAAUGUUUUCAUUCGAUAUUGGACAUAAGUAUUUGCUACACAUUACUUCCAAUGGCAAAUUCUUAGCACAAAAUUAUUUGAAACCACAUAUUUCUCAAAUCACAUUAAUUGAUCCAAGUCGAGACACUCUACAACAAUCCUCGUUGGAUAUUUAUUUGAAUAUGGUUGCUGCAAGAGGUUAUGUCGAGAGUCUUGUUUCACCUUUUGGAGCAAUCAAAUCUACCAAAGAGGAAGACCACGAGGUUUGA